AUGCCUAAGAUCGUCGCAAUUGUCGGUGCAACUGGUACCCAGGGUGGUGCAGUGAUCUCUGCACUGGAGGGUAACCCUUCUUUCCAGAUUCGGGCGCUCACACGCAAUACCAACAGCGAAAAGGCCAAGGAUCUCGCUUCCAAAGGGAUUGAAGUGGUAGCUGCGGACCUGAAUGACGAAUCCAGCCUGGUAAAGGCCUUUGCCGAUGUCAGUAUCAUCUAUGCCGUUACCAAUUUCUUUGAGCCCUUCGCAACGGUCGGGCCUGAGGCAGCCAUGGAAAUCGAGUAUCAGCAAGGGGUCAACCUCGCCCAGGCUGCGUCUCAGACUCCGAGUCUGGAGCUAUACAUUUGGAGUACACUUCCCGACUCGCGCACACUCUCCAGCGGGGCGGUUGUGGUGCCCCAUUUUGCUGCCAAGGCUAGGGUGGAUGAGUUCAUCAAGCAGGACCAGGUUUUGUUAUCAAAGACGGUUUUCCUCUGGGUGACUUUCUAUACGUCCAACCUCUUCUAUCCUCCUUUCGCUCCCGUAUAUGCGAAUUCGAUCGGCAAAUUCGUCGCUUUUACUCCAGUGUCUGCACAGACGAGGAUUGCUUCCCUCGGUGCGAUGUCUAAUGUUGGUACUGCUGUUGCAGGGCUAGUCGAGAAUGAUGGGCAAACUUUAUGGACCAGCAAACUCGGCGCUUCAUCCAGUGGGGCCAAGUAUGUCAUCGUAACCACCACUUCUUAUACUGUCCAGGACUACUACUCCGCAUGGGCAAAAGCCAUUGGAAAGGGUGAGGAUCAGGUUAAGGUUCUGCCAAUCUCCUUUGCGGACUACGAAGCUCUCUUUGCGGAGUGGGGAACCGAGUUGGGCCUGAUGAUGAGAUUUUGGGAAGUCGCUGGGCCUGAGAAAAUCUGGGCCACUGUUGGCCAGACUGACACCCUCAUCGAUAGCCGGGAAUUGUUGGGGCCUUGCAAGACAUUGGUCGAGACGGAGGAAGCAUUUGCUCAAGUCUCGUGGGACAACAUAUAA
This is a messenger RNA of Aspergillus welwitschiae, 1011 nucleotides long. RefSeq lists its product as uncharacterized. The transcript is spliced from 2 exons. The coding region runs from base 1 to 1011 and encodes 336 amino acids. NCBI's taxonomy places the organism in Eukaryota, Fungi, Ascomycota, Eurotiomycetes, Eurotiales, Aspergillaceae. The record is from RefSeq and is a predicted model, not a curated record.